AUGCGAUAUAUCCUUUGGAUCGAUAAGCAGAAUGCUGAUGCUGAUGCAAUAGUGCCACAUUUAACACAUGAUAAUAGUCUUCAGAUCGAUUUCUAUGAUUCAUUAUCUGCAGCAGAAAAGCAUCUGUUGAAUUAUAUCAAUCAGAUCAGAUCAUCAUCAACAUUUCAAAUUAUUUGUCAUGGUCAUUAUGAGCAAGAAAAGAAAAAUCCGUUGAAUUUAUUAGAAUUUUUGAACCAUCAUGAUCUACAACAUAUUCCUGUUCUUGCCUUCACACGCAACACAUCAGCUCUACAGCAUCGUUUGCAAAUGAAUGCACCAUCAAUGGGUAUACAUGAUUGGACACAGCGACUAACAAUCAUCGAUAGAUCUGAAGACUUGACACGAAAAUGCAAAGAGAACAUGAAAAAGUAG
This is a messenger RNA of Adineta steineri, 411 nucleotides long. NCBI's taxonomy places the organism in Eukaryota, Metazoa, Rotifera, Eurotatoria, Adinetida, Adinetidae. The record is from the annotation of a GenBank genome assembly.